AUGAGCGCGCCGACGCUGACGAACAUGCUCGACGCGCGCGUGAGCGUCAUCACGAACGACGGACGACACAUCGUCGGCACGCUGCGAGGGUUCGACCAGGUGACGAACGUGAUCUUGGAGGACUGCGCCGAGCGCGUGUACUCGAGCGAGAGCGGCGUCGAGGAAGCGCCGUUGGGGGUGUAUAUGAUACGGGGAGAUAAUGUUGCGCUCGUGGGACCGGUGGAUGAAGAAUUAGAUGCAGAGUUAGAUUUAUCGGAGACCAGGGCACCGCCGCUUAAGGCGAUAAAGUUUUGA
Messenger RNA from Ostreococcus lucimarinus CCE9901, 294 nucleotides. RefSeq lists its product with no specific name. The record is from RefSeq and is a predicted model, not a curated record. Gene Ontology annotation, molecular function: RNA binding. Gene Ontology annotation, biological process: mRNA splicing, via spliceosome. The transcript is spliced from 2 exons. NCBI's taxonomy places the organism in Eukaryota, Viridiplantae, Chlorophyta, Mamiellophyceae, Mamiellales, Bathycoccaceae. The coding region runs from base 1 to 294 and encodes 97 amino acids. Gene Ontology annotation, cellular component: U4/U6 x U5 tri-snRNP complex; U6 snRNP; precatalytic spliceosome.